Molecule: messenger RNA, 4466 nt
Organism: Eucalyptus grandis
Lineage: Eukaryota; Viridiplantae; Streptophyta; Magnoliopsida; Myrtales; Myrtaceae
Product: probable LRR receptor-like serine/threonine-protein kinase At4g36180
Biological process (GO): protein phosphorylation
Cellular component (GO): plasma membrane
Molecular function (GO): protein kinase activity; ATP binding; protein binding
Source: RefSeq, a predicted model, not a curated record
CCCACCACCACAGUAGUACUGAACACAACUCUCCCCCUCCUCUCCUUUUCUCUCUCCCUCUCUCUGUCUUCAACCUCCAGAAAUGGCGACGGCGACGGCGGCGGCGGCGGCGACUGCGACGGCGACGACGAAGGCCUCUCGCUCCGCCGCGCGCCCCUAGCCGUUCCCGAGCCUCCCUCCCUCCCUCCUUCCCUCCUCCUGCCUUUCUCGCCGGCGUCUCGCGAUGGCUGCUCCUCCGCUCCCUCACCGCCUCCUCCUCCUCCUCCUCCUCGUCGCCGCGGCGGCGCUCUCCGUGCCGCCCCCGGCGCGCGCCGCCCGGAGCGCCGAGGCCGUCGCCGAAAUCGAGUCCCUCACCUCCUUCAAGCUCGACCUCCACGACCCGCUCGGCGCGCUCGACGGCUGGGAUCCGUCCACCCCGUCCGCCCCCUGCGACUGGCGCGGCGUCGCCUGCGCCGCCGGCCGGGUCACCGAGCUCCGUCUCCCGCGGCUCCAGCUCGCCGGCCGGCUCACCGACCGCAUUUCCGGCCUCGCCAUGCUGAGCAAGCUCAGCCUCAGGUCCAACGCCUUCAACGGGAGCAUCCCCGCCUCCCUCGCCAAAUGCAGCCGCCUGACCGCCGUCUUCCUGCAGUACAACUCGUUCUCCGGCGACCUCCCGCCGGAGAUGGCGAACCUCACGGAUCUCCACGUCCUGAACCUGGCGCAGAACCGCCUCUCCGGCGAGAUAGCCGGCGGCCUCCCUGUCAACCUCCGGUACCUCGAUCUCUCCUCCAACUCCUUCUCCGGUGACAUUCCUCGGGGCCUAUCCAACUUGUCUCAGUUGAAGCUCAUCAAUCUCUCGUACAACAACUUCACCGGCGAGAUUCCCGCACUGUUCGGGGAGCUCCAGGAGUUGGAGUAUCUCUGGCUCGAUUACAAUCUCCUGGACGGAACUUUGCCCUCGGCGAUCGCUAAUUGCUCUUCGCUCGUGCAUUUGAGCGCCGAGGGGAAUGCGCUCAGCGGAGUGAUACCUUCGGCCAUUGGCGCCCUCCAGAUGCUCCAGGUGGUCGCGCUCUCACGGAAUAAUCUCUCCGGCUCAGUGCCGGCUUCACUGUUCUGCAACGUGUCAGGUAACUCGCCGUCUCUUAGAAUCGUUCAACUCGGCUUUAAUUGGCUCACGGACAUCAUUGGUCCCAAGACCAUGGCGUGUUUCGGCGUCUUGCAAGUUUUGGAUCUCCAGGAGAAUUUAAUAAGGGGCACGUUUCCUUCGUGGUUAACCAGUGUGUCCACUUUGACUGCGUUAGAUUUUUCGAGGAACUUGCUUUCUGGUCCCCUUCCUGGUGAGAUUGGAAAUUUGUAUAGAUUGGAGGACCUGAGGUUGGGGAAUAACUCUUUUAGUGGAGCCAUUCCCAUCGAGAUCCGAAACUGUAGUUCUUUGCAGGUGCUCAAUCUCGAAGGGAAUAGACUUGCUGGGGAGGUUCCUGGAUUUUUAGGCGAAUUCAGGGGUUUGAAAGUUUUGUCUCUUGGAGGUAAUCUGUUCUCGGGGUUAGUUCCCGCUGGCAUCAGUAAUCUCUCGGGGCUUGAAACUUUGAAUUUAAGGGGCAACAGCUUCACCGGUACUCUGCCAGAGCAGAUGAUGGGGAUGAGCAACUUGACUACAUUGGACCUGAGUGGAAAUAGAUUCUCAGGUCAGGUGCCUGCAAAUAUUGGGAACUUGAGCAGAUUAGUGGUCUUGAACAUGAGCGACAACGAUCUUUCGGGGUCGAUUCCAGUUGGUUUGGGCAAUCUUUUUAAGCUGACGACCCUCGAUUUGAGCAAGCAGAAUUUGUCUGGUGAGUUGCCACUUGAGCUUGCUGGUUUGCCGAGUUUGCAGGUCGUUGCUCUGCAGGAGAACAACUUAUCUGGUGAUGUUCCUGAAGGGUUUAGUAGUUUGGUGGGUUUGCGUUACUUGAACCUCAGUUCCAAUUUCUUUUCUGGUCAGCUUCCUUUGACGUUUGGGUUCCUUCGGUCACUGGUGGUUCUCUCGUUGUCGGGGAACCGGAUUUCUGGUUUGAUCCCACCGGAGCUAGGAAAUUCCUCUGACCUUGAAGUUCUUGAGCUCAGAGCAAAUUCUUUUUCUGGUCAUAUUCCCUCUGAUCUCUCUCAGUUGUCACAUCUGAAGAUACUCGAUUUAGGGAGAAACAACCUGUCUGGCGAAAUCCCGAAAGAGCUCUCAAAGUGCUCAUCGUUGACUUCUUUGUCUCUGGACUCAAACCAUCUUUCCGGCGGCAUUCCUGACUCGUUGACAGAGCUAUCGGACCUGCAAAAGUUGGAUCUCUCCAACAACAGCUUAGAUGGGAAAAUCCCUGCCAAUUUUACGCAGAUAUCUGGCUUGUCAAGUUUCAACAUAUCGGGGAAUAAUCUUGAAGGCGAGAUUCCUACAAUGCUUGGUUCUCGAUUCAACAAUUCUUCGGCAUUUGCCAAUAAUCAGAACUUGUGUGGUAAGCCGCUGCAAAAGAAGUGCCAGGACUCAACUGCGAGGAAUAGGAGGAAGAAGUUGAUCCUGUUAAUUGCUGUGGUCGCAUCUGGAGCUUGCCUUCUAACCUUAUUUUGCUGCUUCUACAUCUACAGCCUCUUGAGAUGGCGCAAGAGGCUGAAAGAAAAGGCAGCCGGUGAGAAGAAAACCAGUCCAGGCAGGGCAAGUUCUAGAUCAAGCGGAGGGCGUGGAAGCACUGAUAAUGGAGCUCUGAAGCUCGUCAUGUUCAACAACAAAAUCACCCUUGCAGAAACAAUUGAAUCUACUAGGCAGUUUGACGAAGAGAAUGUAUUAGCCAGGACACGGUAUGGAUUGGUUUUCAAGGCCUGCUUUAAUGAUGGGAUGGUGCUGUCAAUCCGAAGACUACCUGAUGGAUCGCUUGAUGAGAACAUGUUCAGGAAAGAAUCCGAAGCACUCGGCAGAGUGAAGCACAGAAAUUUGACGGUUCUUCGCGGCUACUAUGCAGGGGCACCCGACUUGAGGCUUCUGGUCUACGACUACAUGCCCAAUGGAAACCUGGCCACGCUCCUCCAAGAAGCAUCCCACCAAGAUGGCCACGUCCUCAAUUGGCCAAUGCGCCAUCUGAUCGCCCUGGGAAUUGCCCGUGGAUUAGCGUUUCUCCACUCUUGCUCGAUGGUUCACGGGGAUGUGAAGCCCCAGAAUGUGCUCUUCGAUGCCGAUUUCGAAGCCCAUCUCUCAGAUUUUGGCCUUGAACGGCUAACUGUCGCAGCUCCUGCUGAAACCUCCACUUCUACUGCAGUCGGCACGCUGGGUUAUGUAUCGCCGGAAGCUGUACUUACUGGGGAAAUUACCAAGGAAUCUGACGUCUACAGCUUCGGCAUUGUGCUGCUCGAGCUGCUGACGGGGAAGAGGCCAGUGAUGUUCACGCAAGACGAAGACAUUGUGAAGUGGGUCAAGAAACAGCUCCAGAAGGGCCAGAUCACGGAGCUGCUCGAGCCAGGGCUGCUCGAGCUUGACCCGGAAUCCUCCGAGUGGGAGGAGUUCCUGCUAGGAGUAAAGGUCGGGCUGCUCUGCAACCCCGACCCGCUUGGCCGGCCCACCAUGUCCGACGUGGUUUUCAUGCUCGAAGGCUGCCGAGUUGGACCCGACAUCCCCUCGUCGGCCGACCCGACAUCCCAGCACUCGCCGGCAUGACCCGAAAUCAUCCAUUAACAUCCUCCCACUUUUUCCAUCUAAUUUUUUUUUUAGAAUGUAACAGUGACGGUAGCCGAUUUUUUUUCCUUCUUUUUUUCUUUUGUGGAAAAUUAUUCCCGGGUGUUUCUGUAGCCUUUUAUUAUUUGACGCUUUUGCCAUCUCGCGCUCGUUUCACUCCAUUGGGCGAUUCUGGUGCUGGCCUUGGAGUUUGCAGGGGCGGGUCCCAUCAGGAGGAGGAGAAAAAAAAAAAGUCAGCACGUGCCGGUCAACUAUUCGGGCUGGCCGGGGGGUGGUGGGGCCCCCACGUGACGGCAGCAGGCUCCCGCCAAACCCUGAGCGGGAGGGCUGCAGUCACGUGGCUCGAGCUCCGAGCUUCAGAGGAAAAUGUAGCCGUUACUGCAGUGGGCCCCCGGCGUGGAUUAAAAGAACUGUCCCUUUCCCCAGAAAGAGAGCCGCUGGCACAGCUCGAUGGAGCCUCCCCCCCUUCUCCGGCCGCCACGUGGGCGCGUCUGUUUGCCCCUAAUGUGUUUUUUUGUGCCCGGGGGCGAUGAUGGGCCCAGGACUUCUGGGCCCUCGCCGGGCCCAGCGAUGGUGUGAAGUCAGAGCAGAGGGGGAGGGAGCUAAUGUUGGCAGGAGACGACGGCAGAUGGCGCGCCCCCACCACCUCAAUUCAUUUUGAACUUUUUGUGGGGGCCAUCAUCUCUUUCUUUCUUAUUUUAUUUGGGUUGUUUGGUUGAUAAUUUCUUUUUUUUCUUUUCAUUUUUAUUCCCUGAAAAUUUGCCCCCAGUUGUUAGCAAAUCAGCGGUAGACGUCAUCGAUC